Molecule: messenger RNA, 6222 nt
Organism: Naegleria lovaniensis
Lineage: Eukaryota; Heterolobosea; Eutetramitea; Acrasida; Naegleriidae
Exons: 1
Coding region: 1-6222 (2073 amino acids)
Cellular component (GO): cytoplasm
Molecular function (GO): ATP binding; nucleic acid binding
Source: RefSeq, a predicted model, not a curated record
AUGAUUCCCCAAAAAACCACACCCGAACCAACACCUUUUUUUGGCCUCUUUUUGGUGAAUGAGAAGCAAGGCGAUGAUGCCAGCACAAACAGUUUUAUGCCAAUGAAUUUGAACCGCAUCUGGACAAGAAAAACAAGUUCAUCAUCUUCAAGAGGUCAAAACGCCAUCUUUUUUUCGCUUUCGCACUUUCCAGCUAUCAGACAGGACGAAGGCGACCAAGAAGCAAAAGAAACACUCUCCAAAGCACCAUCACCAAACGAGUUUCCUGUCGGUAACAUGAGCAUUCAAUUUAAAGGAUGGUCCAAUACUAAUGAUGAUAUGUGUUCUUUUGUUCAUACAGCGCCUCUCAGUGAUUUCAUUUCUUCGACAGCAUUCUGCCAUCAAGCUAACAUGGAUGACCAAAUGGAUAUUGUGCUUGUUGGGCACAACACCAAUGAAAAAGUGUCACUUCAACGCAUGCAUGCUGAAGGAAAUGGAGCCAAUUUGAAAAGGCACGCAGUUUAUGCUUUCUUUUUGAGCGACUUUUUGGCCAAGUAUGUUCUGAAAGGAGUUGAAUUCGUAAAAGUUGAGCUAUCCAUGAUUCUCAAUGAUCCAAGUGCUAACACCAACAACCAAAUGGUGGAACUAUGCUACACUACCUUUUUCGUACAUGACGAUAUGGAAGAUUUGUCCACCGAGCUCGAUGACAUCCAUGAGAACAGCUUGGCUUUAUUGCGACGUUCACUUUCGCAGGUCUCUGAACAAUUCAUGGACAUCUUGGAUCAAGGAGGAGUGUGUGAUUAUACGUUGUUGGAUAUUGAUGCAUUGCUUGAUAUGGCCAUUAAUACACUCGACAAGAGCGGUCAAAACGUUCAUGGAUUGGAUUGGUACUGUCAUGGAGGCCAGUGGAUGCAUUUAUUUUGGUUGUGUGAAAAGGUACUCGAUUUACUUCUCUCUCGCUCUGCUGUAUUUGACUUGGUUUGUUUUUUAGAGGUCAUUCCUCAAAAGUUUGAAUUUUCUAUUGUUAGCAGGGUGGAACAAAAUGAUCAAGAAAUUGCAAGCUGGUUACUCGCUCGGCAACUCUUACUUCAGCAUUUUCAACAGCACUGCAAGAAUAUUACUUGUCACGUCUUUAGAAACACAUCAACAGAAUGGAAAGAUUUUGUUUUCAAGCACAGACCAAACAGUAUCAUCUCGUGCAAGUCCUCCCUAUUGUUCAACUUUUAUAAUAUUUUCUGCCUUCAACUUCCAGUCAUUACAGAAAUUGAGGAAAAUGAAAAAUCGAUUUUCGGUAACUUUUUGCAAUGCAAACCCACUUUCCAUCAUGGAAUAUCAAAAUACGAAUCACACCGCACGUUCGACAAGCUCGCCUCUCAGUAUGCAUCUUUAUUUACAUUGACACGAGAAACAUUGACUACCAAGUGGACAAGUUCCAUUCAAGUCUCUCUUCUUCGCGAAUUAGUUAAAUACCAUCAAGCAGAGUCAGUACAUCGACUCGAUGUGAUAACUUGGAGUAUCAUUUUGCAUUUAACAAGAAAUGGGAGUUGUAGGACUCUAUUCUAUGGUGUUUCGUUAAUUGCGACAUUGCUAUUGCAGGAACAUCUACCAGUCCAUCAACGACAUCUUGAACUUAAUGAGUUUGUACCUGAGCUCACUGAAUUUAUUCAAGAAGUGUACAAGUAUUGCUUUUCAAUGUUGUAUUACUGUAAUGGACUCAUGAUCUUAGAUUCGUAUGAUUUCUUAGACAGCAGACUCGCUCAUUGGUUGACGUUGUUAAAAACAAAAGAACUCGCUGAAAAUUCGACAACCACUCUAGGAUCCUGGAUCAACAAGCUGAAACAGCUUCUGCCAUCCAAUCUUCUUCCAAAAUUUGAGAAACAACUUGGCAUCAUCAUUGAGCACAUUCCAUACGCUUCAAGCUUGUUAGAGCACGAAAUUGGAAAUAUUCAGUCAAAGAACACCUCUAUCUCGUACGCCUACAUCUUUGAGGAAGAUGAUCACAGAAGGACUGUACUCGAAGUGGAUCAUCCUUUCAUCAACAAAUAUUGCAAGAUUGACAGCAACAGCGUUAUCACAACCGAAGAUUCCAAAUCGAAAUCUGUCUUUAAAGAUAUCUAUCAUUAUCAUUCUAGCAGACUUAUUGAUGAGUCUUCACGCUCGCUCGAUUUCAAUAACGAUGUGGUGCUCCAAAAAUCCAGAGAAAAGCUUGAAACCAUGGCCAAAGCUUUCCAAAGAAUUAAUCCUCACAAAGUUAUUUCAAAGGAGCCUAAUGUGACAUCUGAACAGGUUAAAUACAUUUUGCAUGCUCAGAACAAGCAACACCAGCAACGUAUACCAUCUGGAGGACUCUCCUUAAACAAUUCACAGCUAUCCAUGAGUCAAAUCGAAAAGGAAUGUGAAAAAUUCAAGUCACAACUCGAAGCCCUUUCGAAAGAUACCUCUAGGUCCAAAGUGACAAUGGUGGAAUUAUCGAAACAAAUCAAUAAUGAAAUACACCCACUCUUGGCCAUUGUAGUGAAAAGAGGAGGCCAUCAUAAGAGUCAUGAUACAAAGAAUAUUACCGAUCACAAAAGCGAAAAUAACAACAAAAACAAAAGUAACAAUACUAACACAAAAGGAUCCGCAAAGAAAAAGAGUUCUGAUGGUGAAGACAUCUCUGUUCUGUUGAAGAAUCUCAUUAUUCAGUUAUUGACAUCCUUUAAACUUCAACUUCCAAAACAGCGAAACGAUGAAGAAUCUAAAUAUUUACAGAAAACAGUGACUGGUGCUUCUUCCAAGAUUGUACUUUCUCGUGAGGAUGAGAAAAAAGCCCUAUUCAAGCUUUAUCACGUCAACAGUUGGAUCAGAUUCAUCUAUAACUAUCUCCAAUGGUUGGAAACCACCCUUAGCUUUCUCUUUACUGAUUCUGAGAUUAGAAAAGAAAUGGAAUAUUUGGCCACUACGGCAAGAAUGUUUGGAUUCGUGGCAACCGCAGACGCGAUACAAAAAAAACCUCUGACAGAUGCAUCAAAGGAUGUUGUGGAUCCCAAUUAUCUUUUCCUUAAACAUUUUGAAUUCAUUCCACCAACCACUCCAUCUCUCGAAUUGUUCACAAAACAACAGCAUGUCAAAUUACUUGACAAGUUCACAACUCGUAUUACAGAGUUAGCCACCCAAUACAACCAUGAGAAAAAGAGUGAUCAACAAGAACGUAUUUCAGAAGAGUUGAGAAAUGUCAUGAUCAUGAAAAAACUUCGAGAAAAUCUUACGUUUGUUCCUGAUCAAUGGCAAAACGACAUGAUCGACCACGUGAAUCAUAACCGCUCAGUACUCGUUUCUGUUCCAACAUCUAACGGAAAAACAUUUAUCGUGCACUAUGUCAUUGAAAAAGUUCUGAGGGAGAGCGAUACAGGUGUGAUUGCAUUUGUGGUACCCAACAAAGCUUUGGUAAAUCAAAUUUAUUGUGACGUCUCGAGUCGAUACGAGAAGAAGAUUUUAGGAAAGACUGUGGUUGGAAUGGCUACUGCAAAUGUCAGAAUUGAUGUUUUUAAUUGUCAAGUUCUUAUUCUCACUCCUGCCAUGUUAGAAAUUUAUUUAAUGAGUGCAACAGAAAAACUAGUAGCUUGGAGAAAGAAUAUCAAAUAUUUAGUUUUGGAUGAAAUACACUGCAUUACUGAGGACGACCAGGGAGAUUUCUAUGAACAUUGUAUUCAGCUGCUUGAUUGCCCGAUUAUUGGACUUUCAGCAACAAUUGGAAAUGCAGAAAAGUUUAAAGAAUGGAUCAAACACAGCAAUCGAGAAAAUAUUCAACUCAUCUAUGAGCCUGACUAUAAGAGAUAUGCUCCAUUGGAAUACUACACUUUUAACAAUGAUGUAAUUUCCCAUUCCCACCCAUGUGGGUUAUUUAACUCCAAUAACUUGUCAGAAAAGGAGCUUAGUCAAUGCAGAAUGAUGACCAUCGAUGAAUGUUUUCAGCUGUCAGACUUUAUGUUAAACAAAUGUCCUGAAAUGAAGGAUUUUGUUGAGGAACAUGUUGGACAUUCUCAUUUAAAGGAGAACAAACUCGAAAUUAUUUCAUGGUCUGAUCACAUCACAUACAAGAAACGAUAUAACCAAAUGCUAGUGACACUUGCACAAGAUUCCUCCAAACAUGGACCUCUGCUUCAAUCCAUUGUUCAACACUUUUCAAGAGACAAUGAGCAACUCUUCAACAGCAGUGAGUACCUGAAAAGUCCAGAAAUUAUUCGUGACAUGAUUUCUCUCAUCACACUCUUGAAGAAAAAGCAAUUACUUCCAGCCAUCAUAUUUAUCUUUGAUAGAAAACAAAUUGAUGCAAUCAUUGCUAACCUAUGCAUGCAAAACAUCUCCUUAUGGGAUGAUGAAGACUCCAAGCCUGAAGGCGAUAUUCUUCGAGUAGUGAACAACCUUUCCUCAGAGUCCUCUCAACAGAGAUUACACGACCACUACUUACAUGCCCUUCAUCUUGGAAUAGGAGCUCACUAUUCUGGAAUUGAUGAUUUUUAUCAAAUGGAAGUAGAACGUUUGUUCCGUGAAAAGAAACUUCCCCUUAUUAUUUGUACGUCAACAUUGGCUCUUGGUGUGCACUUACCUUGCAGCACUGUGGUGAUGGGCGGUGCGUCAAUUUAUCUUAACAAGACACUGUUCAAACAAUGUUGUGGUCGUGUGGGUAGAAGAGGUGUGGACCAAAAGGGAAGAGUGAUUCUCUAUGGAUUGGAAUAUAAUAGAGUGAGAAGAUAUUUACUGUCAGAACCUAUUACUGUGAAUGGAACGAAUGGUUUAAAACCAAGCUUCUUAUUGAAAACGUUGAUAAGUUUGAAUAGUCACAGAGAUUGUGGUCAAGAAGCUCUAGAAUAUUUUGAGGGCGCUUUGACAAGGCUUUUGGAAAGACCUCUCUUUUCCAUCAAUGCAAACGUCAUGGAACAGGUUUCAAAGCAGAUGAGCCACUAUGUGAGAUUUAACACAGAGUUCUUAAGACAAACAUUUUUAUUGAACAAAAAGUGUCAACCUUUAAAGUUAAGUGGAUUGGCAGCUCAUAUCCAUUACAGAGAGCCAUUUAAUUUCUUGUUUACACACUUUAUACAGACGGAUUUGUUUUCUAAAAAACUUGACGUCAACAAAAUUACAGAACGAGAGUAUGACAAGAUUGUACUUGUGGUAUUUUCAUUGCUUUUUGCAAGAUUAAGAGCCUCGAAAUUUAUUGAAAAUAAUCACAGAAUCGAUGUAGAGUUUAGUGAAUCCAUGAAGAACAUGUAUGAAGGAAUUAGAAGUCAGAACAAACAGUUUAACAAGGAAAUUCUGAAAAUAUUCAGUAAUUAUGCAGUGACAUAUUUUCUUGCAUCUACACAUGAUUCACAAGUUCAGAAUGAUUUAUAUUUCCCAUGCUCCAAAUUGGUACCUAAACUUGGCAUUAAGAGAACACAAUCGUCGCCUCUUUCUGAACUUUUACAAAAAGAUCUCAUUACAUGCAAUGCUUCGAUUUCUUCGUUUGCAGCUCUCAGUGGAAACAAAGACAAUUAUUACAUCAAUGAGGACCACUUUAUUUCAUGUCUCAAACAUACCAUGUAUCUCAAUAAGGGUCAUUUACCAUUCAGUAAUGUGGUUUCAGGAGAUGAUUUGAAUUCAUUCUUGCUGGACUAUUAUCAUCAUGGAAAGUUGGAAUUAUUGUGUUCGGAGAAUCGUAUAGCAACAAUUGGAAUGGCAAACAAGUUAAUUGAAGAGGCCACUCGAGAUUUGAAAAAACUUAGAUCCAGUCUCAUUAACGAAGAGGUUUUCAAUUAUUCCAUCACUGAUUAUUUAAAGCAACGUUCGAGUGAGGAAACAGCUACAUGGCUUCACAAUUGUCUCUGUCGAUUUUUACCAAAACAUGCAGCACAGAAAAUGAGAGAAACAUUCCAAGAAAAAAAUGUGACAUUCUUGCAAUUGUUUGACUGGAUUUCCAAUGACACUUUUGACAUGAAAAUUUCCAAUAUUGUCAAUUUGAGAGGAAAGGGGUUGAAAUUAUUGAGAUAUGAUGUAGCUUCUCUUUUUUUACAUCCUCUUGUUCAAAGCAUGAAUAGAAUUAUUCAACAAUUUACAGCCAAAGAAGCACAAGAACGUCAAGCAUUGAGAUCACUGAAAAAUGUGAAAAAGCUCAACAAGAGAGACACGAUUGGAGGUACCAAAGAAGAUGCUUAUUUGAAGAAGAAAUCUUCGGGUGGAUCAUCUCGAUGGUCUACCACCAAACCUCCAGACAAGUAUGAAUAG